AUGUUGAGACACAGCUUUGGUCGUUCCACCCGUUCUAUCUGUCUGGUCCUGGCAUGUCUGUCUCUUGUUCUCCACCUCCUUCUGGCGCUCUUCUGUCUCUCAGUCCUCCAGACAGCCUGCGUCCUUCCCUCAUCCUCAUCCUCAUCAUCACCUUCCUCGUCCUCCUCAUCCCCCGUUUCUGGGAAAGAAGACCAGCAGCAACAGUCGACCUCCCACUCCCCCUUUCCAUCAUCUCCUGCCUCUUCCUCACCGAAGCCAUCAAAAAACAGAGAUUGUCACAAAGUGGAGAACGAUGUCACUGAGAGGGAAAGGGAGCUCACGUGGGCCAAGAAAAGGGACAAAGGGGUCAAAGGUCAUUCUAAGCUUGAGGCUCUGUUUGACCACCCGCUAUACAACCUGCCUCGACCUGAGUUCCAGGAAGAUGACUGGCUGCUGAGGGUGAGAACUGACGAUGACGCGAAGGAUACAGGAAGUGAGCAGGAGGAGGAGGACACUGCCAACAACAGUAAAUGGGGGAGUGAGAGUGAGGAGGAGGGCUACGACGACGCUAACUGGACAACCAAUGUGGAGACCCAUCCGCCCUGGCUGCGGUUCCACCUUGGCAUCUCUCGCUGGGAGCUGUACAACAGGAAGGACCCCAACUUGGUCCAGCUGAUUCGCUAUCUGGCAACGCAGCGUAUCGUCAAUGCCGUGCAAAAGACGGGAGGCACCCAGCUCAAACUGCUCAUGUCCUUCCCCAGCUAUGGACAGGCGCUGCUGAAACCCAUGAAACAGUCCAGAGAUGCAGAGACUGACCUCAACCUCUUCUAUUUCUCCGACUUUGAACGGCACAACGCGGAGAUUGCCGCCUUUCAUCUCGACAGAGUGCUGGGUUUCAAUAGGAUCCCGCCAGCGGUCGGCAGACUCGUCAACAUCACCAAAGAGAUAAGAGACAUCACUAAAGACCCCAGGCUCUUAAGGACGUUUUACACCUCUCCUGUGGGCAAUGUGUGUUUCUACGGCCAGUGUGAGUACUACUGUUCAACCGAGAACCCGGUGUGUGGCCGGCCCCAUGCUCUGGAGGUGUCCCUAGCCGCCAUGUUGCCUGACCUCACCCUGGCUCCUCGCAGGUCUUGGAGGUCACCAUGGAGGAGAGCCUACAGUCGCACUAAGCUAGCAGCGUGGGAAAAGGACCCAGCCUAUUGUGACACGGUGAAGAAGACGCCUCCGUACAACCACGGCACCAGACUGGUGGAUGUGAUAGACAUGGCUAUACUGGACUUCCUUAUGAGCAACAUGGACAGACAUCACUAUGAGACGUUUGAGAAAUUUGGAAACAAGACUUUUCUGCUGCAUCUGGACAAUGGACGGGCGUUUGGGCGUCACUCUCGAGAUGAACCCUCUAUCCUGGCUCCCUUACGUCAGUGCUGCAGGAUCCGCCGUUCGUCGUUGCUUCGCCUGCAUCUCUUGUCUCUCCCCAGCUUCCGUCUGAGUGACGUUAUGCGGGAGUCUUUGGCUCAAGACCCCCUGGAGCGCGUGGCGCCCCUCCUGUCUAAACCCCACCUGUCAGCCUUGGACCGACGCCUGGCCACCGUCCUGCAGGUGGUGCGUUCCUGUCAGGACCAUCACGAAGAUGUCAUCUACAGUGAUAUGGAGGGGUAUCAACGCCCGACUGAGGACAACCCAUUCAAAGACAUAUUUAUUUGACAAAGCGUCAGAGCGACAGGUCAGAGAAGAGCAGGUCUGCACCUGGGCAUUUGCUACGGCUGUAUUACAGUAAAGGUCACAGAGGAGGAAGCCGAGAGAUAUUCAGAUGAAUAUCCAAAAUUUAGAUAUGAUCGCAUCACCCUCUUCUACAUUAUGGUUAAUGACUGUAUUUAUUCUUCCUACUCAGAAGAAAAAAUCACCGUCAUUCAAACUUGUAAGUGAUGGGACACAUUUACCAUUGAUUUGAAUCAGUUAGGUGUGUAAGUUGGGGAUGUUAGUGCACCGGUCUGAUGUUGAUGAGUAAUUAAAGAUAUGAUUGACGUUAUAUGAUGUCAUGAAACAAAUAUUCUUAUAAUAGUACUGUGGAUAUUUGUCCAUUAAAACUCGAAC
Messenger RNA from Lampris incognitus (smalleye Pacific opah), 2076 nucleotides. RefSeq names its product family with sequence similarity 20 member C, like (gene fam20cl). Gene Ontology annotation, cellular component: Golgi apparatus. Gene Ontology annotation, molecular function: phosphotransferase activity, alcohol group as acceptor. NCBI's taxonomy places the organism in Eukaryota, Metazoa, Chordata, Actinopteri, Lampriformes, Lampridae. The record is from RefSeq and is a predicted model, not a curated record. The transcript has 10 exons. Gene Ontology annotation, biological process: protein phosphorylation. Bases 1 to 1686 code for a protein of 561 amino acids.